Molecule: messenger RNA, 2992 nt
Organism: Pleuronectes platessa (European plaice)
Lineage: Eukaryota; Metazoa; Chordata; Actinopteri; Pleuronectiformes; Pleuronectidae
Gene: tent5aa
Product: terminal nucleotidyltransferase 5Aa
Exons: 2
Coding region: 786-1991 (401 amino acids)
Biological process (GO): mRNA stabilization
Molecular function (GO): poly(A) RNA polymerase activity; RNA binding
Source: RefSeq, a predicted model, not a curated record
CUCUAUCAUAAGGCUGGCGCAGGUCAAGUGGGCAAGUGACUUCCUCACUAACUUCCACACAUGUUGAACUGAACUAGACUUAUAGGAGCAAGGCAGCUGGAUUGUCUUCAUGAACCAGGAUUCUUCCGCAGCAGCUUGAUGGGAGCCGAGCGCGUAUAAAAUCCUCCGGCUUCUUGUGAGGGGGGGGGGGGGGUUGAUCGUCGGGAAGGAGGAUUGUACCAAAGAGUGCGACUCGAGGAGCAGCUUAUUCAUGCAAAUUCAUCAAAUCAUAGGCGUGCCUUUGGACGAUGGAGUCACGGCCGGAAAAACAAACCCCCUCCUGGAUGAUCGGUGAGCUUCAGACUGUGAUGCGCUGAGCUCGGACGCACUGACAGCGGCUUCGAGGCGACUAUUUGAAGAGUUAAAAGUUAGGGCUCCUUUGUCUUCCUCCACGCUCCUGCAGACUGGCUGCACUCUGUCCUGCUCUCACCGAACCAACAGCACCAGUGACUGCUGCGCCACUGGAUCUCCAACCGCAGGCGCAUUGUACCAACCGUUUCGCACGGCCACAACAGUCACUAUCCGCCCUGGCUCUUUAAUUAUUUUUUGUUUCUUAUUUUAUUUAUAUUUUUUACUUUUGUUUAUUUUAUGUGUCACUGUCGUUUCGGUUCCCGAGAACACCGAUGCGGAUGAAGUUACGGCCGAGCAACACCAGAGUCUGCGCGUGAAGACGCCACCGUCGAUUCGUUCCCGUUUUGAGGAAAAGGUUUUAUUCUCAUUUUUAUUUGGACUUUUCUCGCUCCGCCAUGUCCGAGGACGACAGUAGCUCCACCGCCAGCUGCAUGUCCGACACCGAAGGGAGCAACGUCAGCGUCCUCAGCUGGGAGCAAGUGCGGCGGCUGGACUCCAUCCUGACUGAGACCAUCCCGAUCCACGGCCGCGGGAACUUCCCCACUCUGGCGAUGCAGCCUGGGCAGAUCGUGAAAGUGGUGCGCAGACGGAUGGAGGAAAAGCACAUCCACGUCCGGGACGUGCGGUUAAACGGCUCCGCGGCCAGUCACGUCCUGCACGAGGACAGCGGACUGGGCUACAAGGACCUCGACCUCAUAUUCUGCGCAGAUAUGAAAGGAGAAAGCGACUUCCAGACCGUGAAGGACAUAGUGUUGGACUGUCUCCUGGACUUUUUGCCAGAUUGUGUGAAUAAAGAGAAAAUAUCGCCGUUAACAUUAAAGGAAGCCUAUGUGCAGAAGAUGGUGAAGGUGUGUAACGACUCAGACCGUUGGAGUCUCAUCUCGCUCUCCAACAACCGGGGGAAGAAUGUGGAGCUGAAGUUUGUGGACUCCCUCCGGCGGCAGUUUGAGUUCAGUGUGGACUCAUUUCAGAUCAAGCUGGACUCUCUGCUGCUGUUCUACGAGUGCUCAGAAAACCCCAUGGCUGAGACCUUCCACCCCACCAUCAUUGGAGAGAGCGUAUAUGGGGACUUUGUCGAGGCCCUUGACCACCUACGUCACAAGGUCAUCUGCACCCGCAACCCGGAGGAGAUCCGAGGCGGGGGUCUGCUGAAGUACUGUCACCUGCUGGUGAGGGACUUUACAGCUGCCUCAGAGUCACAGAUGAAAUCCCUGCAGCGCUACAUGUGCUCACGGUUCUUCAUUGACUUCCCCGACAUUGGUGAACAGCAGCGAAAGCUGGAGUCAUACCUUCAAAACCACUUUGUGGGCCUGGAGGACCGCAAGUACGACUACCUAAUGACCCUGCACGGAGUGGUCAACGAGAGCACGGUGUGUCUGAUGGGACACGAGAGGCGGCAGACUUUAGGGCUGAUAGCCAUGCUGGCGGUGCGAGUGCUUGCCGAGCAGAACGUCAUUCCCAACGUGGCUAAUGUCACAUGUUACUAUCAACCUGCUCCUUAUGUGGCAGAUGGCAACUUCAGUAACUACUACAUAGCACAGGUUCAGCCAGUGUUUGCUUGCCAGCAUCCUGCGUACUCCACCUGGCUUCCCUGUAACUGAGACCGCCCCAAGGGGGAGGAGGAUGGAGGGAGUGUGAUUUGUUUAAACGGCAUCAAGCGGCAGAGUCGCCGCCUCAAACCUGCCCAGUGUUUGACAGCCGACAGAAAAAGGAGUCUUCUUUUUACUGUCAAAGCUUCAAGCUUGUGUCUUUGUUUAUAAGCUGAGGAUGAAUGCUGGAUCAAAUCCAGUUGGCUUUCAAUUCCAAUACUAUUCCGAUGAGAACAUCUCCUCAACGUCUCCUGAUCCUGCACAGGCCAACUAUAGGUUUGGGGAAAGCUUCAUUUGGGUAGAGCUUGGAGGUAAAGGCCGAAUGCACAUAUGUGACAGUCUCUUAAACGCGAGUCACCAAGACUGAUCGAAUCUGUCAAGAAUGGAUUAGACAGCACAUUCCAGCAUCAGGGCAAACGGCCACAGCCGUGUCCUGAAUUUGACAGCUACUGCAGCCCAGCAUUCAGGGGUUUGUUUAUCAGUCCCAAACACACACACACACACACACACACACACACACAUACAAACACAUACGAUCCCACAAACACCUACACACAAACACAAUCACUGGGUGCAAUCACAGGCAUGUGGAGGGCUCCAGCCCAACACCCAGUAUACUCUAGAGAUGAACUGGGAUGCUGUUAAAUUGGUUUGGAUAACAAACCGGCUACUCCACCUUGCAUUUGGAUAUAAUUAUGGUUGUUUACAGACCAAAGAUCUUUCUUUUUGAUUGUCUCUAACAUUAAAACCCGAUUUUGAUGGGUUAAAAAAUAAAAGAUAAAAAAAAAUCUAUGUCUAUUUGUAUAUGUGAAUAUAUAUUUGUGUGUUUAUAAGUGCCUAUCUGCCAUAUGACUUUUGUGAAUUAGCCCCACUCUAUUUCAAAGUCAGGCACACAGAGACAACAGCAGCUCAGAGGCUUGUGAAUGUAUACGUGAGAUCAUGUUUGUGUACGUUUCGAUGCAGAUAAGCAGCCAUGCAUCAGCCUGGUCUAAUGGUUCAUUAAAAGAUUCACA